Messenger RNA from Brassica napus (rape), 1513 nucleotides. Its product is annotated as nodal modulator 3. Bases 309 to 1145 code for a protein of 278 amino acids. NCBI's taxonomy places the organism in Eukaryota, Viridiplantae, Streptophyta, Magnoliopsida, Brassicales, Brassicaceae. Gene Ontology annotation, cellular component: endoplasmic reticulum membrane. The record is from RefSeq and is a predicted model, not a curated record. The transcript has 7 exons.
UCCCGAGUGAAUGUGGAUGGUUCUGUUACGUGCAAGGAGAAAUGUGGUCCAUCUGUUUCAGUGGCGCUUGUGGGAGUGGCUGGCGACCGUCAAAAGAAGACAGUUGUUUUAACUGACGAGAGCAAUCAAUUUCACUUUUCAGACAUAUUGCCUGGAAAGUAUAGAGUUGAGGUCAAAAGCAUUUCGCCGGAAACAGCAUCUGAGGAAGACAAUUGGUGCUGGGACCGUAGCUCCAUUGAUGUGAAUGUCGGAACUGAGGAUAUCAAAGGGAUCGAAUUUGUCCAGAAGGAUUAAUAUUGUCUCCACCCAUGAGGUGGAUGCUAAAAUUCUUCAUCCUUAGUGGGUUACCUACUAAUUUAAAAAUCAAGAAAGGUUUGCAGAAAAUAUGCGUUGAGUCACCUGGUGGGCAUGAGCUUCAACUUUCUGACUCUUGCAUAUCCUUUGGGAGCAAUUCAAUAAAGAUAGAUGUCUCAAAUCCCCAGCCUAUUCAUCUGAGAGCAGAGAAGUACCUCGUUAAAGGUCUGAUAAAUGUGGAGUCUAGCUCAACCGAGAUUGAAUCUGAGUUGCCAGAGAAUUUCAUUGUUGAUAUUCAAGACAAGGAAGGAAGUGUUAUCAACAGUAUUUCUGCUAAACUUGCAUCUGAUGGGAGUGGUGUGUACGAGUACUAUACCUGGGCAAAUCUUGGAGAAAAGAUUAGCUUUGUUCCUCGGGAUUCUAGGAGUAAUGUGGGGAAGAAGAUGUUGUUUUAUCCGAAAGAGCUUCGUGCGGUAGUGUCAAAUGAUGGUUGCCAAGCUGCUGUUUCCCCAUUUACUGGUCGACUUGGUCUUUACAUACAAGGAUCGGUCUCUCCUCCUCUUCCCGGUGUUAACAUUAAGGUCUCUGCAGCAAAAGACAGCCUUAUUUCUUCACUUAAGAAAGGCGAAGUAGCUGUUGAAACAAGCACAUCACCAGAUGGUUCUUUUGUUGCUGGGCCUUUGUAUGAUGAUAUACCAUAUGACACAGAUGCUUCAAAGCCUGGCUACCAUAUUAAAAGACUAGGACCAUAUUCCUUCUCCUGCCAGAAGCUUGGUCAGAUCUCUGUGCGUGUUUUCUCAAAGGAAACUAUGAGGAGGCAACGAGUGAUAUUAGUGGAAAUUAUCGGCUGAGAGGGUUACAUCCAGAUGCAACAUAUUUAAUCAAAGUAUCUAAAAAGAAUGGCUCAGGCAACAAUAAAAUUGAACGUGCAUCUCGAGAAUCGGUUUCUCUCCAGGUUUGUUUCUGAUUCUCCAUAAUACUAUUUCAUUCUUAUAAUCCGCAGUUUGAACAACAGAAUAGACCUGACGUUUCAUCAUCUUCUUAUAGAUUGGUUAUGAAGAUAUCCACGGGCUCGACUUUUUGGUCUUUGAGCAACCAGAAACGACCAUAUUAACAUGCCAUGUAUGAUAAUUUGUGGGAUUAUGAGAGCUUCUAAGUGUUUUAACCGUGAUGAAGCACAAGAACAAAGUAAGAAAGGAGUGAAGUAACCGUAAGUAUU